UCAAUUUUUCGCUGACGCAAAAUGGAAUUUUAUACGCGAUGUAAUUGAAUAUUUUUCCAAAUUGUUUUUAAGGUUUCUGUUUUUGCUAGAUUAUUAGAACAAUUAUAACAAAUCUUAUAAGUUGUGCUAAACAGAAAAGUCGUAUCAGCCCAGUGACAAACAUAGAGAACAAUAAAAGAGUCGCCAAAGGCACCGGCUUGGGAAUAAUUCUACAGAAACACUUAUAUUUCGAGCAAUGCCGAAAAUGGCACAAGUAAAGGAUUUACAUUUAGGUAAAACCUUGAAUGAUUUGGAAAAACAUUCCGAGAUUCCAGAGGCGCGGACGAAGAAAACUCAUAUAUUGGUGGAGUCGGCUCGAAAGCUAUUACGUGAAGCGGACAAAUAUUUUCGAGAAGGUGAUGAAGAACUGGCCUAUGUAUUAUAUAUGAAGUAUUUCAACUUACUUCAUUGCAUACAUUUGAAGCCUGACUACCCAGAACAUAAGCAGACUGUACGGCAAAUACUGGGCGGCAAUUCCAACAACAAAUUGACCAUGAACAAGCUGGAGCAGCUUAGCUCUUCACUGAGUCGACGUUAUGAAGCAAAACAACUUGCUAAUGGAGCCAAGCAAUCUGCAACAUUAGUGGCACCUACAUUGAAAUAUAACGAACGUGUACGUGACUACAACGAGCUAAGCGCUUCAGAGAAAUUUGACCUGUUGAAAGGGGAUACGCCAAGCACAGCGGCUACGAAUUUAUCAGGUAGUUACUACACGCUGCAACCAUUGGGCGUCAUAAAAUGUGAAGAAAUGUUUGAGCUUAUGAAGAAGAAUAAUGUGCUAAUAAUGGAUUGUCGACCGGCUAAAGAUUAUGAGACAUCUUAUCUAACAUAUCCCUACUGUUUUAAUGUGCCCGAGGAGCAUAUAGUUGCAGGCAUGUCGGCUGGAAAAUUGCAAGACAAAUUAGACAGUAGUUCAAAAAUUUUAUGGUCGGCGCGCUCAGUAAAGGAACAAAUCGUCUUAAUGGAUUGGAAUACAAGAGAUGCCAACCCUUCGGCAACUUCGCCUAUUGCCAUACUGCUUGAUAUACUACGGAAUUGGGAUCCCGACGUAAUUUACCGUUCACCUAUUAAAAUUCUACAAGGCGGCUAUGAGUUCUUUAUUAUGAUGUACCCGACCCUGUGCACCAAUCCUAGUGUGCAAGCGCCUCAACAGAAUAACAAUGAUUUGGAUUUAAUAGAUGACAUUGAAUAUCCUUCAAUAAAUGAUAUUACAAUGAAGGAAGAUAUAAGUGGUCAGAGCUACACAUCCAGACCAGGAAGCAGUAUGUCGCGUCCACUUACCUUCACCGUCUCACAACCACCACCGAGCGUAGAUCGCACUAGUAAAAUGGCUGCUAUGAAGACGUAUGAACAAAAGCAAAAACCUAUUGUGGAAUUAGCUAAGGAGCAGGAGGAAUUGUUGGAGAAAGCGCAAGCUAAUGAUGAACAAUUGAAAAAGGCUUCACAAAAAUUGGAUACGAUAUUCGAAAAAAAUAAGCAUAGUCCAGAUAAAAAACCGAUGACGGCAACCGAAACAGAAUUGCUUUACUAUAUAAUGCAGUUGGAAAGUGAAGCUGCAGAUUAUAAAACUGAAAACGAUCGUCUGCUAGAUGAAAUUGAAAAGUAUAAAAACUUUAAGAAGGAACAAGGUGAUGAGUUAACGCCCAACGAAAAGGAAGAUCUUGAGAAUACUGCACGCCAGAUUGAGCAUAAAAUACAAGAACGACAAAAGCUCAAUGAGCAGCUAGAACGGGAGAAAGAACAACGUGAUCAGCAGUUAGCUAUGACCAUUGCGCGCGCAAGGGUACCAAUAGACAGAGGAGAUGAUAUGUCCAAACCAAAAAUACCACAAUUCGAUCGAUCUGUGAAACCGCAUUUGUCCACAGUGACACAGAGCAAUGCCACAACUUAUAUAGUAGAUAGACAACGCGAUUUCUCACCAUUACCCGGUGCAAUGGGCCGCGGCUUGACCGGCUUAAAGAACUUGGGCAACACCUGCUACAUGAACAGUAUAAUUCAGUGCCUCAGCAAUACCCCACAACUCACCGAAUACUGUAUAACCGACAAAUAUAAGAACUACAUUAGUCGCAGUAAUAAGACGAAAGGUCACAUUGUCGAGGAAGUAGCGGCCCUCAUUAAAGUUUUAUGGAAUGGCAACUACAAGUGUGUGGCCAGCAAGGACUUGCGUUACGUUAUGGGACAAUAUCAGCAAAUUUUCCGCGGUAUCGAACAGCAGGAUUCGCACGAAUUUCUGACCAUACUCAUGGAUUGGCUACAUUCUGAUUUGCAAACGUUGCAUGUACCCGAAAAGACACGUGAUAAUAUAACACCUUCCGAGAAGGCGUGGCUGGAAUUCACCAAAGCAAAAGAGAGUCUCAUAUUGCAUUUAUUCUAUGGCCAAAUAAAAAGCACCGUUAAAUGUGUCGACUGCAACAAAGAGUCCGCUACUUAUGAGUGUUUUUCGAAUUUAAGUCUGGAACUGCCUUCAAAUGCAAACGUUUGUUUUCUCACCCAAUGUAUGGACAUGUAUUUUAGUGGUGAACUUAUACAUGGCUGGAAUUGUCCGAAUUGCAAGAAGAAACGUGAUGCUGUGAAAAAGUUGGAUAUUUCAAAACUGCCACCUGUCUUGGUAAUACAUCUCAAAAGAUUUUACGCCGAUACCGACGCCGUUGGCAAUUCGUACAAAAAGAAGCAAAACUAUGUUCGCUUUCCGCUCGAGAAUCUCGAUAUGACGCCUUAUAUUGCCAAAUCCGAAUCGCGUUCAGCGACACCGAAAACGUAUCAACUUUAUGGUGUCUCCAACCAUUAUGGCUCCAUGGAGAGCGGUCACUACACAGCCUUCUGCAAAAGCGGCAAUUAUGGCAGAUGGUUCAAGUUCGAUGACCAGGUCGUUACACCGCUUGACACUUCCAAUGUGGUAUCCAGUGCUGCCUACAUACUCUUCUACACUUGGUUGCCGCCAAUUCAAAUAACCGAUAACAACAAUACGAACUAGCCUUCAAAUCACUUGCCGGAUACAAAUAUCAAACGUCAAUAUGACAAAAACAUCUUUACGAUUGCUCUAUGGAGUUUUGGCUGCUUGCUGCGUGAAUGUUUGGCUGCUCGAAUAAAGCAAAUACUUACCAUAAUUACAAUAACUCGAGCUAUAGCCGCAUCAACAAUUGUGGUUUUCGCAAGCGGCACUGAUAAGCAGUCAUUGCAUUUUUUUGUUAGUUAUUUGUUUACGCAUUGUAUGAAAAUCGUACACGGCGGGUUGGUUGUGCAUGCGUUCGGACUAGUCGCAGUUAAAUAACUUGAAGUUGUUGAUUUAAAAACAAAAGGAUUUUUUUUUUGUUUUUUUUUUUUUGUGUAAUUGUUUUCCAAUUUUUGACUAUUAUUAAUAAUAUUUUAGUUCUUAUAAAAGUCUUAUGAUAAAAACAAAAACAAAAUCAAACGACGCUCAUACUGAACGGUACAACGUAAUUCAAGAGAGAGAAAAACAAAAACAUAUUAGAAAUUUGUUUCUAUUUCCGUUUACUUUAUUGAUUGUUAUUGCAUAUUUGAAGAGAUGUUAAUGCAGGCAACUGCAAGUAUACAUACAUAUUUACAUUUAUUCUACAGUUUAUGUACAAUGUGAAAGAACCAUACAUGCAUUCGUGUGUAUGUGCAUACAUACGUACAUGCAUACACACAUAUACUCCUACAUUUAACAAUCGCUUUAAAUAUUUCCAGUUACUCCUGCGUCGUUGGUUAUGCAGGCGAACAUAUACUUACAUACAUACAUGAAAUAAGCAACAAUAUAUAAAUAUAAAUAAAAAAUUUGAAUUUUAUGCAAUAUUAAAACUAACACUAAAAAAUCGUUUAAAACUAAAAAAAACCAAGAAAAAAAAAACAAAAAACAAGUUAAACAAAGAAAGCAAAAACGAAAUAGCAUAGUAACAUUAAAUUUAAAUUUUAAAUGAAAUUAAGACUACACGUGCAUUAUAAAAAUUAAAAUAAAUAAAAAUCUU
This is a messenger RNA of Anastrepha obliqua, 4007 nucleotides long. It is a transcript of the gene Usp8, whose product is annotated as ubiquitin carboxyl-terminal hydrolase 15. Gene Ontology annotation, biological process: protein deubiquitination. The record is from RefSeq and is a predicted model, not a curated record. Gene Ontology annotation, molecular function: cysteine-type deubiquitinase activity. The coding region runs from base 236 to 3013 and encodes 925 amino acids. The transcript has 10 exons. Lineage: Eukaryota; Metazoa; Arthropoda; Insecta; Diptera; Tephritidae.